AAAGUCAAAAUUAAGAGUGAGAAAUGAUUUUAUUGUUGCAUAUUAAUGGUCAUUCCUAAAUUAGAGAAACUGUCAUUAACCAGUGAUGACGUCGCAAUGAUAUUUGAUGAGCAAUUUCCAAGGGACCUCUUUUGCAAUGUUAAAGUUCUUCGUCUUCUUACUUAUAAAGAUAAAUCACUUUUGCUUUCAAUUCGCUUCCUUCAAUGUUUCCGCAAGCUGGAAAAGCUUCACGUAGCUGAUCGUAAUUUGAAGGAGUUAUUCCCUUCUGAAAGAGACGCUGAUGGUCAGGAGAACUGUGUGGGAACACAGUUACAUAUUAGAGAGUUGAAUUUGGAAUCACUUUAUAAUCUGAGGCAUAUAUGUAACCAAGACUCAAGAGGAGCUGACCUAAUUCUUCAAAAUCUUAAAAUUCUGAAAGUGGAGUUCUGUUAUUGCUUGAUUAGCUUAACAGCAUCUACGGUACCUUUCCACAAUCUCACCACUUUGGAUGUACAGCAUUGCAAAGGGUUAAGAAAUUUGGUUUCAUUCUCAACAGCUCAAAGCUUGGUUCAACUUGAAACAAUGAGCAUAACAGAUUGUGACUCGCUGACUGAAGUAGUUGGAGACAAAAGAGAUGGCUUAGAAGAUGAGAUCAUUUUUAUGAAAUUGAAAGUUUUGAAACUCAUGCGGUUAAGAAAGCUCACAAGCUUCUGUUCAAGACUUAAUUUCACCUUCAAUUUCCCAUGUUUAGAACGCUUGGUUGUGAGUGAAUGUCUCAACAUGGAGACCUUCUGUAAGGGAGUCCUAAAGACUCCAAUGCUGCAGAGAAUAUCACUGAAUGACUACGCUGAGGGGCGUCUGGUUGGAUAUGCUGGGUUAAGCCAUUUGAAACUCUCGGAGCUUCCUAAAUUGAUGGAAAUAUGGAACAAGAACCCCCAAGAUAUAUUGAAUUUCCAAUCGAUUGUUUCUCUGGAAAUUUGUAACUGUGAUAACUUAAGAUACGUCUUAACUCCAUCCAUGGUGUUGAGUCUUUCUAGUCUCCAGUCAUUGUGGGUACGAAACUGUGAAAUGAUAGAGCAAAUCAUCACAGAAGAGGAAGUUAUAGAGGUACCAGAAAAUAAAAUGAUAUUCCGCAAACUGGGCACCCUUGCUCUGGAGUCUUGUCCCAACUUGGUAAGUUUUGUUGUGGGAAGUUAUAAACUUGAGUUUCCAUCAUUGUUUUCCAUCGAGAUGGCUAAUUGUCCAAAGAUGGUAUCAUUUUCAACAUUUCCAAAAGUGCAAGAGAAAGAGACAACUGUUGGAGGAAGUGAAGAAAGGCCUGAUAUCCCUACUGAACCAUUUUUCACUGAUCAGGUCUUUCCUAAAUUAGAGAAACUGUCAUUAACAAGGGAUGACGUCGCAAUGAUAUUUGACGACCAAUUUCCAAGGGACCUCUUUUGCAAUGUUAAAGUCCUUCAUCUUCUUACUUAUAAAGAUAAAUCACUUUUGCUUUCAAUUCGCUUCCUUCAAUGUUUCCGCAAGCUGGAAAAGCUUCAUGUAGCUGAUGGUGAUUUGGAGGAGUUAUUCCCUUCUGAAGGAGACGCUGAUGGUCAGGAGAACUGUGUGGGAACACAGUUACAUAUUAGAGAGUUGAAUUUGGAAUUUUAUGAUAAUUUGAGGCAUAUAUGUAACCAAGACUCAAGAGGAGCUGACCUAAUUCUUCAAAAUCUUAAAAUUCUGAAAGUGAACUUCUGUUCUUGCUUGGUUAGCUUAACAGCAUCUACAGUACCUUUCCACAAUCUCACCACUUUGGAUGUAAGGCAUUGCGAAGGGUUAAGAAACUUGGUUUCAUGCUCAACAGCUCAAAGCCUGGUUCAACUUGAAACAAUGAGCAUAGCAUAUUGCAACUCGCUGACUGAAGUAGUUGGAGACGAAAGAGAUGGCUUAGAAGAUGAGAUCAUUUUUAUGAAAUUGAAAGUUUUGAAACUCAUGCAGUUAACAAAGCUCACAAGCUUCUGUUCAAGACUUAAUUUCGCCUUCAAGUUCCCAUGUUUAGAACGCUUGGUUGUGAGUACAUGUCCCAACAUGGAGACCUUCUGUAAGGGAGGCCUAAAGACUCCAAUGCUGCAGAGAAUAUCACUGAAUGACUACAAUGAGUACGAUGAGAGGCGUCUGGUGGGUGAAUUGAAUAGCACCAUAAAUCAAUUGUAUGAAGAAAUGGUUGCAUAUGCUGAGUUAAGCCGUUUGAAAUCCUCGGAGCUUCCUAAAUUGAUGGAAAUAUGGAACAAGAACCCUCAAGAUAUAUUGGAUUUCCAACGGAUUUUUUCUCUGGAAAUUUGUAACUGGGAUAGUUUAAGAUACCUCUUCACUCCAUCCAUGGUGUUGAGUCUUUCUGGUCUCUGGGAAAUCAGGGUACAAAACUGUGAAAUGUUGGAGCAAAUCAUCACAGAAGAGGAAGUUAUAGAGGUACCAGGAAAUAAAAUGAUAUUCCCCGAACUGAGAACCCUUGCUCUGAAGUCUUGUCCCAACUUGGUAAGUUUUGUUGAGGGAAGUUAUAAACUUGAGUUUCCAUCAUUGUUUUCUAUCGACAUGGAUAAUUGUCCAAAGAUGGUAUCAUUUUCAACAUUUUCAAUAAUGCGAGAGAAAGAGACAACUGUUGGAGGAAGUGAAGAAAGGCUUAGUAUCCCUACUGAACCAUUUUUCAGCGAUCAGGUUGAGUUUGCCAACCCUCUUUUUCUGACACUGUCCUCAAUGAACGUGCAACAAAUAUUCCAGAAACUACUUUCAACAAUGCCUUCUGUUGUUCGAAGUCUAGAAGGCUUGACUCUUAAAGGAUUAACAGAAGGAUUAGUAGAAGAAGAAAGGAUGUUGUUCCCAAAACUUGAAUCCGUACAGCUUGAAAGCCUUCCCAAACUCAAAAGAUUUAGCUCUGGAUAUUACUUAGCGUUUCCAUCCCUGACAAAACUUGUUGUCGAGAAGUGCCCUCUGUUGGAGUCGUUCAUCUCCAGUUCUAUUACUACCAAUCAGAAAGCCAAUGAAAGAGUAGAGGAAAACAAUUUGGAGGAUUACGUCCACACUUAUACACCACCUCUCUUCAGUACAAAGGUGGUGUUCCCUAAUUUAAAGGAGCUUUUUAUCUCCCAGAUGGGGAGCUUGAUCAAGAUAUGGGAUGAACAACUUGAUGAAGAUUCCUUCCACAAACUAUAUCUCCUCCAUGUAAAUCAUUGUGAAAAACUAUUGACCAUUUUUCCAAUUAAUAUGGUAGGGAAGCUACAAAACCUAGGCGAGAUGCAGAUAUGUGGUUGUGAGUCACUAGAAGAAAUUUUGGAACCUCAAGGAUUAGAUGCUGGUGAAUCAGAAGCACAAAUAACUGCUCAAUCAGCUUUGGUGGAAACAACUCCCAAUUUUGUAUUUCCAAAAGUAAAAUCUUUGGAUCUUCGGUGGCUACCCAAUCUCAAGAGUUUCUACACUCAAAUACAUACUACAGAAUGGCCAUCAUUGAAAAAAUUGGACAUGACUGGAUGUGAUAAAGUGCAGAUACUAGCUUCAGAAAUUCUGAGAACAAGUGGAGAGAACCAACUUGAAAUCCAAACUGAACACCCUCUGUUCUGGGUCAAUAAGGCUACAUUCCCCAAUCUUGAAGAAUUGAUAGUGGAACAGAAUGGUGACCUGAAAGAGAUAUGGCAUGGUGAUGAUGAUGUCAGGAAUGACAUUAUUUUUACCAAACUGAAGUCUUUGCAACUUAAAUGUCUUCCAAGACUAGCAAGCUUCUGCUUAGGGAAUUGCAACUUUGAAUUCUCAUCUUUGAAAGAUGUAAUUGUGAUGGGGUGUCCAAAUAUGAUGACUUUCACUGGGGGAGAAGUAAGUACACCUAACCUGCAGAAAGUAAAAUUCACAGAAGAUGAAUGUGUAGAAUGUUGGGAAGGUGGCCUUAACCCCACACUGCAACAGCUGUUUACGGAAAAGGUUGGAUAUGCUGUGGUAGAGCAUCUGACUCUCUCGCAGUUUCUUGAGUUGAUGGGAAUAAGGAGCAAGAAACCUCAAGAGAUCUUGAGUUUCAGAUGGCUUUGCUCUCUAGAAAUUUGUAAUUGUGGUGACUUGAGAUACUUGCUGACUCUUUCCAUGGCACUGAGCGUUGUUUCUCUCAAAAAGAUGAAAGUACAAAACUGUGAACUGCUGGAGCAAGUCAUCUCAGAAGAAGGGGCCAACUUGAAGGACAGCAUUGUUUUCACCAAACUGAAUUCUUUGGAGCUUAAAGGUUUGCCGAGACUUGAAGGCUUCUGUUUGGGUAAUUGCAACUUUGAAUUCACAUCUUUGGAAGAUGUAAUUGUGAUGACAUGUCCAUAUAUGAUGACUUUCGCUGGGGGAGAAGUAAGUACACCAAAACUGCAUAAAGUGAAAUUAACGGGAGAUGAUGAAGAUGAAGGAUGUUGGGAAGGUGGUCUUAACCCUACAGUACAGCUUUUGUUCACGAAAAGAGUGUUGGUGACUCUAAAGAAGAUUGAAAUUUAUGCUUUGUAAAAGCUGGUGUUGGUUUGAUUUUCAAUAUGGUCAUAUGGCUCUGGAUUUUAGUGGCUGCAAGUUGCAAAUUUUCUUAGCACCUAUAAUGUUAUUUAGAUUUCUAAAACUAGUCGUCAGAGUUUUUGAACUUCUUGUGUGACUUUGUGUUGUUAGUAUUUAAUUUCAUGUCCUGGUUUGGUAUUGUGGUGUUAAGGACAAUAUUUAAACCUUGUGUUAUCAGAACAUAUGUAUCUCGAUACAGAAAACGUGGUGUGUCUAAACUUUGGGAUUGUAGCCUCUAGACAUUUUUUUUCCUUUUGCUGGCUUGGUUUUGAACAUGAUGUUGCAACAAGAUUUCAUAUGAAUCGAGCUAUACAUUGUCUUAUGCACCUUAGUUGUAGUUUCUUGACAUUCGCAAAUCCUGAUGUUGUUUGGGUUCUGCUGUACAUUAUGCAUUUCUGCGGAAUAGGGAAAUCAUUCCACUUGAAGGCCUAAAUCUGGAUGACAUCCAACCAGGAAGAUAUAGUCUCCAUUGCCUCCCUCUAAAGAUGGUUGGUGCUGAUGGAUGUCCAACAAGAUGCAUUCUCAUUUAAGAUAGAAACUUUGGUUGAGAAGUAACUCUAAAGCAAGGCUAUAAAAUUGUUCCAGGAGAUGAAUAAUAGCUCCAGAAGGUAUAGAAUGGAUCAAACUGCUUCUGGACAUCUGUGUGCUUAUAUUUGAAUCCAUCGAACCUUUGUAAGAAGCUAGUAUCUUACAAAGGUUGAUGUCCGGCAGGACAAAGUCUGGGGUAU
Rubroshorea leprosula is the source of this 5249-nucleotide messenger RNA. Lineage: Eukaryota; Viridiplantae; Streptophyta; Magnoliopsida; Malvales; Dipterocarpaceae. The record is from the annotation of a GenBank genome assembly.